Messenger RNA from Musa acuminata AAA Group (dessert banana), 1230 nucleotides. Its product is annotated as 5'-adenylylsulfate reductase-like 5. The record is from RefSeq and is a predicted model, not a curated record. The coding region runs from base 135 to 1037 and encodes 300 amino acids. Lineage: Eukaryota; Viridiplantae; Streptophyta; Magnoliopsida; Zingiberales; Musaceae. The transcript has 4 exons.
GGAAAUCCGUAUGCAAUCCAAAUAGAAAGAAGGGCAAAUAAAUAAAAGGACGGAAAAAGGGGAAGCCGACAGCGAAGAGGUGGCAAUUUCCCCCCUUCUUCGUCUUCCGCUGCCCAUUCGCGCUCUCGAUUUCCAUGGCCGGAUCCUCUCUACGCCUCCUCGAGCUCCACCUCCUCAUCGCCGUCGCUUCCCUCACCUUCCCCCGAUCCCUGGCGGCCGUCGUGCCGCCUCUCUGCCCUCGCUCGGGCAUCGCCUUCCUCGACGACCUCGGAUGUCAGUGCUCUCGUUGGAUUGAGCUGUCUUCGCCUCAGGAGGUGAGUGGAGAGAUGCUUGAAAGAGAGCUUUCUAAUGAUCAAAGUGCUUAUUACUCUGUCCUCUUCUACGCAUCAUGGUGCCAAUUUUCAUCCGACAUUCAGCCUAUCUUUGAUGCUCUUAGUUACAUGUUUCCUCAAAUAAAACAUUUAUUAGUUGAAGAAUCGUCAGUCAUGCCAAGUGUCCUCUCGAGAAAUGGCAUUCACAGUUUUCCAGCUAUAAUGCUGUUUAAUGGGACAACAAGGUUUCGGUAUCGUGGCUCAAAGGAUUUUACUUCCCUGGUCCAUUUCUACAAGAGAAGUACAGGUUUGGAUCCAAUAACAUAUCUGGAAAUUCAUCAGUCCAGUUCAGGAAAUGCGAGGACCGUCAUAGUUCAGGUUGAGUCCAUAUGGGAGUUGAUAACCAAGGAAUCUUACUUAACAUUUGCCAUACUUUUCAUCUGUCUGAAGAUAAUUAUGUGCUUCUUUCCUUUGAUCUACCUUCGCUUCAAAUCUUUCUGGGUCUCACAUGUCUGGCCUGUGAACUUAAGGAUCCUUCAUGAAUCAAGCCUGCUAUUGGAGAAAGUACUGCAGGUAGUUGACAUAAAAAGGAUGUGGAGCAAUAUUCAACUCUCCAACAAGACAAGGAACUUUCAAAAAGGGGCAAAUAAUGCCCGGGUUUGGGCAUCUUCCCUUACGAGACUGAACGAGUCAUCUUCCUCAAGAUUAGCCCUUAAGGACUCGUAGUUUUCUCUUAUAUCGAUCAAUGUACACCCACCAUACCUUUCAUGGAGCAACACUAGUUAUUUCUCUUUUUGUUCUUGCUGUAGGCACAUGGAAAGCAAAUCACGUGUAGAUUUUGAGUACUAAAUCAUUUUGUAUAUUGGAUACUGUGGCUGCAUUUUUAGCAUAAUGCAAAGUCCAUGGGUGUUCAUCUUUA